Messenger RNA from Chaetomium strumarium, 1480 nucleotides. RefSeq lists its product as uncharacterized. The record is from RefSeq and is a predicted model, not a curated record. The transcript has 3 exons. Gene Ontology annotation, molecular function: crossover junction DNA endonuclease activity; 5'-flap endonuclease activity. The coding region runs from base 311 to 1294 and encodes 327 amino acids. Gene Ontology annotation, biological process: double-strand break repair via homologous recombination. NCBI's taxonomy places the organism in Eukaryota, Fungi, Ascomycota, Sordariomycetes, Sordariales, Chaetomiaceae. Gene Ontology annotation, cellular component: Slx1-Slx4 complex.
CUUGGUGCCGGGUGCAUGUGAUUGUCAGCCUUACUGGGAUAAACAGACCCACUUUCGUCGUCUAGCCAGGAGCUCAGGACAGGACUCCGUCACCCCAGGCACCAAAUAAUUGCUUGGAGUAAACAAUCGCAUCUUCACGUCCGUACCUACACAGUCUUUUACCUCCAUGCUCGUUAGCCUUCCCGUGCCGGCAAAGGUAAUGCUAUGCUAUGCAUUUGCAGCGACAUGUGGUCCGGCCCGGGGUCGCAAAAGUGAUACAGCAUCGAGCGAACCUCAGUGAACGCACCUUAACCAAAGAAACCUGGAAGUCAUGGCGGUUCAAUGCAAACCAAUACCGGCUUUCUACGCCGUCUACAUCCUGCGUUCCACCGUACGACAUGCCUCACUCUACAUUGGAUCCACCCCAAACCCUCCGCGCAGGUUGAGCCAGCACAACGGCCUCGCCAAGGGAGGAGCCGCCCGAACAGCGCGACGGCGCCUCCGGCCUUGGGAGAUGGUGGGGCUAGUAUCGGGCUUUCCUAGCAUGACCGCCGCAUUGAAAUUUGAGUGGGCUCUAAACAAUCCUCACCUCUCAGUGCACAUCCCCUCGGAGGCCCGCAUCACCAUUUCCUCGCAGGUCAAGCGCAAUGGGCAACCCAAGAAGCCGUCCAAGAGCCUCUCGUCGGUGAUGUCGAACCUGCACCUCUUGUUGCGCGUGCCAAGCUUUGUGCGCUGGCCGCUGACACUGCACUUCUUUGAUCGAAACGUGUUUGCCGCCUGGGAGCGGUGGUGCGCUACGGCGAGCGAGCAGCUGAGGCCCAGUUUACGGGUAGUUACCGACUUCGGAAGCGGGAAGUUGCCGUCGGUGGCUGGGACGGAAAGGGCCGCUGCAGAGAGGAAUGGGCCGGACGAUGGGGAAGAGGGGCGGGCUUGGGGGAUACAUGCGCUCCCGCUGAACUACGAGCCGAUCAAGGAUUACGUGGCGAAGGCCCAGGAGACAUUCGAGUUCGAGCGCCAGGGAAGAUGCAUCAUUUGCCGGGAAGACAUGCCGUCCGGGGAGGGCCUGCAUGUCAUUUGCACAAACGAUGCGUGCGAUGGUGUUGGACACCUUGCAUGCUGGAGCCGGCAUAUCCUCAAAGGCCACGAGGAAGACAGUAUCCUGCCUAUCCAGGGCCAAUGUCCCAAGUGUAUGGGGGAAGUGCAUUGGGGCCUCAUGAUGAAAGAGCUGACCCUCCGAACAAGAGGGCAGAAGGAGGUGGAGACACUUCUGAAGCGCAAGUGCCGACGUGCAACUAGGAAGGAUUUGAAGACGUGAUAUAUCUGCAGCUAGUACUGAGUAUAACACCAACAAUGCAGUGGCUUUGGCAUCGUCGCUCCACCGUUCGAGUGUCGUGUAUGCCUCCAGCAGGGAACGGAUCGAGAUACCUUAGAAUCAGCACCUCCUCGUCCCUUUGCUGAAUGCAAGUUUCAAUUCAUUCUCUGCUUGACAGUGCCGGAGGAC